AUGUCCUCGGAAGCGAUGCUACUACAACAUCUCUUCAAUUUGGACCAUAAGUCGACUUAUCUCAGCAUCGCUCUCGUUCUUACCAUCAUCUCAGGCUUAUUGCUAUCAUGGCGGAUGAAGUUCAAGCCUUUGGAGAAGCUCAAAGUCGAAGCUCUGUAUAUCUACCCUGUCAAAGGCCUCCGAGGAUGCUCAUUACCCAAGGCGACCGUCGGUCAAUACGGAUUCGAAGGGGACCGCACAUUUUGUCUUCAGAAGGUCGAGCACGACUACACCGGAACGGGCUCGGACUCGAAGAGCCCGAAAUACGAGACCAUGUAUAUUGGAUAUCACCUCCGACUGGCCCUGUUCUCAACGUGCCUCGAGAUCGAAGGAGACGAGAGGAGAGCCUCGAAUAUACUAGUGACCUGGACCGGUAGUGGAGACGGCACUGGUAGCGACUCAGGAAAUUUCUCAGGACCGGACUCCGACAAUCAAACACAGAACCAGACCAGAUUUCCCGUGAAGCCAGAUCUGACCGCUCUCAAGACCAUCGAGGUCAGUCUGCACGGCAGUCCGACGCUGGCUUACGACAUGGGCGACGAACAGGCAUCUUUCUUCUCACGCCACUUAGGAUUCGAUGUACGCUUGACAUAUAUCGGCCCCAAUUCCCGAGCGGUACUGGGUUCAAUCGCACCACAUAGCAAAGAUGCCAUUCCGGAAUCGUCAUGGCCAUGGCGUUUCAUCCGUGCCCGACUUCCUUCUUUCAUCAACGCCAGGAUCCUGCCUGCCGAAAGAUUGGUGUUUAACGACAUUGCGCAUUACCUGGUCGUGACCAAGGAGUCGAACGACCAGGUAUCGUCCCGCUUCGCGAAUGGCCAAGUGAUGGACGUGACCAAGUUCAGGCCGAACAUCGUGGUCUCUGGGAGUUCGGGGCCCUUCGCGGAAGAUUAUUGGGCCGAGUUGACGUUUACUGUCAGUGACAAUACUCGCGUUAAGAUGCCAUUGACUGCCAAUUGCUAUAGAUGCCAGAGUAUCACUGUCGACUAUGCCACGGGCAAGCCGUGUGAAGGUGAUCAAGGGCAGGUGUGGAAGAAACUCAAUAAAGAUCGAAGAGUCGAUAAGGGUGCAAAAUAUAGUCCUGUCUUUGGGAGGUAUGGAUUCUGCUCGACUCCCACUGAUCUGGGUAAGGCGAUACAUGUCGGCGCCGAGGCGUUCGUGACAAAGUGCAAUGCCGAGCAUACUGUCUUUGAUUGGCCCAACCUGACGUCGUUUGGGACAUCACAACAAAAGGUGGUGUGA
Messenger RNA from Capronia coronata CBS 617.96, 1278 nucleotides. RefSeq lists its product as uncharacterized. The transcript is spliced from 3 exons. Gene Ontology annotation, molecular function: catalytic activity; pyridoxal phosphate binding; molybdenum ion binding. Lineage: Eukaryota; Fungi; Ascomycota; Eurotiomycetes; Chaetothyriales; Herpotrichiellaceae. The coding region runs from base 1 to 1278 and encodes 425 amino acids. The record is from RefSeq and is a predicted model, not a curated record.